CUUAGACUUGAGUUUCCUGUGUUUUCCAAUUACUCUGAUCAUAUCGCUGGAUCGCAGAUUUAACUUGGCUGUUUCAAUGCCACGGGCUAAAUAACGACAUAACAGCGAUCUGUCACGUGUAGGAAAACGUAUCUGAGAUGAUCGUGGCAAGAACGUGUUCUGGGUUGUGAAUCAGAAGUUAGCGAUCGUUGUUUUAGUUAGGAACAUUGUUGAUUCUCAGACAAGCGCUCAUAUAACCCUGUUCAACGAUGAGUCGUUCCAAUCCGAAUCAACUGAGGUAUAUCAAGGUUUGAUUUUUGUUAAUUACUGUGUGAUCACCACUAAUGAUUUCUGUGUAAUUUUCUGUCAUUUCAGUUGUUAUUUGGGUCGCUUGUCACGUUCAGAAACUGAUAAAUUGUUGUUGGGAAGGAAGCCUGGCACUUUUCUUAUCAGAGACAGCUCGUCGAUUCCCGGAGACUUCGUUCUUGCCGUAAGGUAUCUGACUCCAGAAACAUAUUUUUCAUUGUUUCCAUGUCAUUCUUCAAAUGAUUUUAAACUCUGAUCGCGAAGCUCUCUUUUACCGGAAGGGUAAUAUACGCUUACUUAAGCAAUCUUCAUAUUCAUACACGCUUGUGGUCUCAUAAGAUUCCAUCACAGAGCAAGUUUGUACAACGCGGUCAGUGAAGUUUCCUCUUUAAACAAAGUUGACCACACGCUCAUUUGCAGCAUGAUCAGAGUUUGAUCUCACUAAAUCACAUGGUAGAUAGUUUACAAAACUAAACUGUACGUCAAAAAGCUAACUCUUAAAACGAAGGUUGCUUUUGACACAAUCCAGCGUUCACCGAAAAGGUUCAUCUACAAACAUAGAUCACUAUUUAUUUCGCUGUAUAUACAUCAACUGUAUUAGCCCUCUUGUUACCUAUUUGUGAAACCUUCAGACAAAUAUCUUGUUCCGGAAUUUAGUGACCGCCACACUGUGGUGCCUGUUAAUUUGUAUCUAUAAGCGAAAGUGUAAUUGACUAAUAUUUCCAUUUUGCGAUCUGGAGUAAUAUGGACAGCCAAUUGAAAGUGCAAGUCGAUUUGUCAGCGCUAAGUAGCACUUUGUCAACACAACUGAUGACUUCCAUUAGCAAUUUCACGUAAAAAAUCUCUUCGAAGACAAUUUUUUCCAAGAAACACAGUAAAUUUUUGCUGUUGGAAGCACUUCUACAAUUCUUUAUAUUGAAGGAUAGGUUUUGCUAAACAGGAAGUAAUUUAAUGCAAAUACUAAUGACAAGAUGAGAUAGUUAUGUAUUUCCAUAAUGUUUUUUAAUAGAAUUCUUUUGUUUUAUGUCAAGAAGUUGGUCUACAUGAGAUUGUUUUAACAACAAUUGGUCAUAUGAAAAAGAUCUAGGGAAAAAUUUUUAGGCUGAUUAUUUUAAUGGUACAAUUUUGGAAUCUCUCUCAAGUGUUCCAAAUACCAUUACAUUUCCUCAUUGGAUGCAUUUUAAUACAUCAGAUAAGCAGCACUUGAGUUGCUAUUGCUGUGCAUGAUAGAAAGUAGUUCAGAGCUUUAGAAGGCUUUGCACAUGUGGCCAUUAGGGUUUUGCUUGUAAGUUUUUGAGUGUGAGUCUGGCAGAAACUGCUAUAUGCUAAUGUAAGAAUUAGGAAUCCUACCUUGUUGAACACGAGAGCUUGAAUUACCAGUUUGGUUGUAAAUGAGGAGUUCAGAUUUGCAAAGAGUGGUCUCCCUUUGUGAAUUAAUGUUUAGUGGACAAUAAAAUUAAAAAAAAGAAAUGAAAUUAAAUGAACAAAGAGAAAGUCAAGUGAAUGGGGAAUUUAUGCGCCAAAUAUUUCUGAGAAUUAAAGGGAUAAAAAUUAGAAAAUGAAGCUGUUUUCUUGUUAGAGCAUGAGAUUCUCAGAAGUAUCACACUGAACUUCCAGAUGUAUAGCAAUCUUACAAUAUUGUCUUUUAAGGUAAAAAUGAAUGCCAAAAAAUACAGAUACAUGUUGUUGUCCCAUUUCCCCUGAUCAAAUACUCAGAGUACAUGAAAUUUUAUUUUUCAGUGAAGGUGGAAAAGUCAGCCAUUACAUAAUCAACAGCAAAGGGAGUCAAUAUCAGAUAGGAGAAAACACUUUUCCAGACCUUCAUAGUAUUAUAGACUUUUACAAGAAACAUUUCCUAGACACAACAAACUUACAGGAGCCGGUAAGUCAUCUGUUGUUGUUGUCGUUAUGUACAAUGUACUCUGUCAGCAUGCAAUAACUCUUAGACUCUUAAUUAGAGAACCUUAUUAGUUCCAGUGGUUUUAUAGCACUUUCAUUCUCCUAAAUUUGCUUUAAGGAAUAAUUUCGCUCUGUUUUGUGUGUUUAAACAGCCAGAGGAUUGGGAAACAAAACAUCACUUUAGCAUGGCCUUACCUUACAUGUCUUUUUUCUAUCAGCUCUUUUUCAACUUGUGUUUUUCAACUCGUGUUUUUCAACUCAUUCAUUCUUUCAUUGACUGAUUCAUUCAUUAACCAUUCACUGGACUGUUAUAAUUGGAAGUAAAACUAUUGAGAUAAGGGUUAUUUAAUGUGUUCACUUGUCAACAAUUAAAACCUAUACAAAGUUGUGUCAAAGAAGAAAUUUGAGUGGUGUUUUGUGGGGAUGGGUUGAUACUAAUACUUCUGGUGAUAGCAAGGUCUGAUUGAAAAAUAUGGAUACCAGCAAAAAGUAUCUAUAUUUCAGUACUGCAUGCGAUCUGCCUGUCUCAUGUCUGUGACCUAACACUGAUAUGGAACCGAAAAGACCGUGGGCUCAAGGCUGGGCAAUGAGCACUGCAGUGUACCAGUUUAAGUGGCACACGAGCACUGUAGGAAUGAACUCAUCGACGACUGUCUGCCAAUGCUUUUGCAGAGUAUUGAAUACUGCAUAGCUUAACAGUGCUAGAUAAAUUUUGGCAAUCAAAAUAAGUUACUAACUUGUACCAUUUAACUCAAUGAUGAUGCAGUAUUGAUUUCAAUAUCAAUAUAGAAGGAAAACAUCAGUAUUGUACUUGGUGUCAUAUUGAUAUGGAAAAAUGGUUUUGGCCCAUCCUUAGUGUUUUGAAUUUAAUUUAUAAGCUACUCUCAAAAAUUUUACAUUAAAUAUUUGUGACUGUGAAAGGCAAAACGGACACUAAUGGUUAUCUGUUCAAACAAGUAAACCAUUUGUUAUCCAUUCAUCAUCCAUUCAAAUGCCUAAAAAAAUCCAUUCAAAGCGUUCAACAAACCAUUCAAACGGUUUGCAUAUCCAUUGGAAAUACAUUAGCAUCCUUUCAAAGUAUUGCAACAUCCAUUCAAAUGGUUCUGACAUCCAUUCGAACAGUUUUUGCAUCUGUUUGCCAACUAGAGGUGUUUGUUUGGAGAACUGCAGCAUCCUUUUGGUAAACCAAUCAUAUAACCAAUUGUAUGGAUUAAUAAUUGUUUUCAUCCGUUCUUAUAGCUUGCCAUUCAGUUUGAUAUUAUCCGUUUUACUCAUCCAUUCGAAUGGCUAAGCAAACCAUUCUAACGGCUAAUCAAACCAUUCAAAUAAUUUAUUCACCCAUUUGAACGGUUUGCCUGUCCGUUCGAAAUUUUUACUCAUCUGUUUGAACGGCUAAUCAAACCAUUGAAAUCAUUUAUUCACCCGUUUGAAAAGUUUGCCUGUCCAUUCGAAAUUUUUACUUGUCCAUUCGAACAGCUGACCAAACUGUUCAAAUAAUUUAUUCAUCUGUUCGAACAGUUAGGCAAACUGUUCAAACACUUCAAGGACUGUUCGUUAACCAUGUGUUUUUGCCGUUUGCACAGUUUUCCGUUAGUGUCUGUUUUGCCUUUCAGGGUCACAUUUAUAUCUUCACCCACUGUCUUCAUUUGUUAUAAGCUAUUAUGUAUAUUUGCGCAAUCAUGACUGGUGUAAGUAACUGACGAUAACUUUUUGAUUCAUAGCUAUUUAAAGUGCUAGCUCAGUAUCCAUUUUCUGCUAAGGUAAUGUAUUAAACAUCUUACCAAUGUUAUUUUUUAUCAUGUGGUCUUAAUUUGUUUCUGAAGUAUUAUAUUUGGCUGUAAUGUUGAAUCUGAUUGGCUAAUUGUGUGCUUAUAGUCGGUUCAGCUUUUGACAAUAUAGACAACAAUCAGCACCAUUAACUGUAGAGGGAAAAAGCAAACCAGCAUUCAGAAAUAAAUGUAAUUUACUAGUCCUACUUUGGUCCAUGUGGGGAAAAAACUGUUCCCUUGGUCCUCGGCCUCAGGCCAUACACAGGGAGUCAGGUACAAUUUUUUCCAUACGGACCUGUCACCUGGUAAAUAAAGUCCUUGGAAACAAGAACCAAGGAGUGUCAUGUUGUAUUGGUUAUGAGUAGCUAAACAUCUUUUUUGAACUUGAAACAUAUUUGUUGAGUAUUGUGCAAGAUUUUGAAGGGUUUGGUGGACAGUGUGUUGUUGUGUGAAUUCAAAUGAAUCACGUUGGUCCAUAUUACAUCCUAUGGUGUCAAUUUUAUACAGGACGCAGAAGAUCUCAGCUUCAAAAAAGGCGAUGUUUUGAUAGUUGUUGAACAAAAUGAAGAAAAGUGGUGGACUGCUAUAAAUGAACAAGGCCAGAAAGGCCUCAUUCCUGAACCAUAUGUCAAAAAGGUAUGGGUGAUGUCUUUGUUUGAUUCCCACUUACACAUCUUCACACAUUUACUAGGGGUUUGAAUUGGUUUUGAAGUGAAUGGAAAAACUGUAAACUAAGCAGCAACUGUAAUUGAAAUUCUAUUUUUACCCCAUGGAUAAUUUUUUUAUAGCUGAUUGGAAUCUGCCAGCUACAUUUUCUAAAAAAUCUUAAUAUCCUGAUUACAGCUUUAUCCAGUGUCAUGUGAAGACAACAUACCCUAGUUUAUCACCCUCUCUUAUCUAAAAUACCUUAAUUUAUACUUAACUAUUCAAUGGGUAUCAUGGGAGAAAUCUUGUCCUUCUCACACAUAGAAAUGAAAAUAGAAAAGAUGUUCAGAUAUACAAGAUUGUUACAGAAGCCCUGGUAUGUGCUUGCCUUUCAGCUUUGUGAUCUUCAACAACCAGGCUCUCCAGUACCACCUGCUGCACCACAGCCAAAUGAUCAAAGAAGGUCUAUGCCUCCACCUGCAACUACAGUUCAAAAUAACAGUGAUGUCAGAAGAACAUCAGUGCCGCCCAACAUGAGACCGAUGCCACCGGUAAUUUAAUCACAAAAAAUCUUUAAUUCAUUGUUUUUAAAGAUGUCAAUCUUGAAAACCAGAUUUAUUUUAAUUUAGGCUUAUGUUCCUGAACUGCUCAUGCUAUAUUUGUCAACUGCAUUUUUCCAGUAUAGUUUACACAUGGCAGUGUCUUUUGGUUCAAGGUGGUGCUGUAUAUCUAAGUGCUCAUAGACACAAUGUGCAAACUUAUCUCAAUGUUAUCUCCUCUACCUUUUCCUUGUUACCAAGUGGAAAAACAUCCCUUUUUGUUGACUAAAAUCUUCCAAGACAGACACACUGUUGCAAAUUAGAUGUGCUGUCGCACUAAUAGGCCAUUUUGCAGUUGUGUACUUAGUUGCCAAGCCUUUGAUUUGUAGUGAGGCUGAAGUUGACCAUGUUGUGAUAGAGACUAGUAUCUAGUUAGCAUGAUAACAUAGUAAUGGAACUAAUGGAACUAAAAAAUCACCAUUCCACCAAGAGUAAACUCCUGUGAAGUUUUUAUACCAGACAGAGUACUUGUCAUAGCCUCUGCUUGCCUUCUUAAAAAAUUCCAUACUGAUUUUUUUCGUUACACAAUCAAGUUGGAAAAAAGGUGCAGUUUGACAUCUUGUCUUCGUUCAGUAGGAUGCUGCAAUCCAUAAAUAUGUUUUUAUUGAUGCCCUUCAAAAAUGGAAGUAGAUCAAUCUAUCGCUUUGGAGAUGCAUUUUUUCCUUUGGUCAGUGCUUUUUGAUGUGUUUAAUUUGUUGUGCAAUCUAAACCUUCUUUGUUUUCAAUAGACGGCUGAAACAGAAGGAUCAAUGUAUGUCCGUGCUACACGGAAACAUCUCAUGCCUUAUGAUGACACAACUCUAGCUUUUGAGGUAAAUGCAUUCACUGUGUCAGCUUCUAAGAUAACUUGGGCAGCAUGUUUUUGAAGCGUGAAGUUCACAUGUUAUUGAAAAUGGACAGGGAAAGAUUUCCUGAUGCCCAUGGAACAACACAUUUUGAUCUUACUAAUACAAUACUAAAUGCUGCCUUGCAGAAAGGAGAUAUCAUCAAAGUUCUAAAGAAAUACGACAAUGGAAAGUGGUUUGGUCAAAAAGGUGACAGAACAGGCUAUUUUCAGUUUAACUAUGUGCAAGUAAUACCAGCAAGUGAAAGUCCAGAUUGAAUGGAAUGAGCAGUAAUUAAAAUGUAACUAAUGAACAUUGAAAUUAGAAUUAGGAGUUUCCAGAUCUUCAUGUUGUCAAUCAAUUCUCAAUCAUCUCAAAAGUUAAUCACAAUAGGCGUUGUUGAUGGAGCGCCAGCAUUAAUGAGUAAUAUCACUGGGAUGUUUUCCAUUUACAAGGUUUGCCAGUGGCAUGGAUUAGCUCCUCUGAGAAUUACUACAAACAAGAGCAACUUUUGAUGCUUCUUCUCGGCACAAACUUACACUUUUAUUCCUCGCUUUACUGACUUCCUUGGCAAAUGCUGCUUCAUGCAAAGGCACCCUUUGAAUUUUACCAUUGCUUUGUGCAUGGACAAAUCUCUCUCAGGCCACAGUUUCUCUUAGCAAUUUUCAACUAUGCUAUCGAAAAUGGGGUAAACUUUGAAUUAUUUGUCAUGCCUCUGAUUUUUUCUCACAACUUGCUGUGUAUUGUUAUUCAAAUGAAAAUACUGUGAUAAUUUAUCAAAACGAUUUCUUGACAUGACCUUUUGUACAGACAGAAUACCGAUGAGUGGAUCUUUGCUCUAGUAGAGCAAAACAGUAAAAAACAACACAUUUAAAUGCUUUCAUGUAAUCCAAGGAAUGUUUUCAUCUCUGCGAGUGUUGUUCUGUACCAUUCAGGGACAGGUUUUGUAACGAUGGAUUCCUGUGUACUGAUUAGUUUCGCCAACUAUGUGUUUGAUUAAGUCAAAAUUGGUCAAAACACAAUUAGUCCACAGAAUGCAGAUACACACUCCCAGGAAUAAGACGUGGUGACGCUAGAGUGCAGAGGUGCACUCUCAGGGCCUAAAAUUUGAAGCGAAUGGUGAUGGAAGGGAGAGAAUUCGGUGAAACAAACCAUUGAAAUUAACUAAGAAAUGGCUCUGUGCAUACAUAAUAAAAUAUCAUUCUGUACAUUCUUCAUAUUCAUGAGAUUAGAAUUUUUUGAACCCCAAUAGUGAAUUUUUAUAUCCAUAGGAAAAAGGGGGCCUGUAUUCAUAAAGGGACCAUAACAUAAAUUUGUGGUAAAAAAGCCACCUACACGUACACCUACAUGUACCCAUUUAUAAAUUUUGCAAGAGACCUACAGAUACAAAGUAUAUUUUUCAUUUUCUUUGUAUAAGCUUAUUUUUAUAUCAUUGCCUUAGCGAGACUCUUUCAAUAGAUUCUAAGGCAUUAAAGAGAGUUGUGUGCAUGUAUAGUAGCAGACAAAUAGCAUUCAGUUGUCUCUGGCAAAUUCGGCCAAAAAAAAUUUCUGAUCCAGAUGUUCAUGCAGAUAAGCAGCACCCACUGAUUUGUUACAAAAUGUUUGGAAAAAAAGGUGCAGCUUAUAUGCCUGUAUUUGUGGUAGUUGCCUUUAAGAAGCAUCAAGCAUUCUUAUUAAUUCCCACAAGCGAGCUAUUGGCAUAACUUUACCAGAUAAAUGAUGAACAUCCCUUGUAUUACUCCUCAAGAAAUAGCUAGCUUGACUUAAAUUAGUGAUAUAGAUUUUAUUUGAUUUUGUGUUAGUGAACUUUGUAGUGUACAAAGCAGCCAUGGAUGGCUUAUUCAAGUACUUAAUAAUAAUAUUUGUGGGGAGAACACAGCAUAUCCUGACAUUUGUGACGUUGGAAUGUGACUUGAGAGAAUAGUCCAGCUUUUGUAAAGUAAAUACCUUAAGAACCCAAAUAAGUACAUUUCUGCGUAGAAGAGGUAUACACCUAUGAAGAAUUUUUAUUUUUGAAAUUGUGCAAUAACUUCAAUUGAGUGUUAUGAUAUGGAUGAAAUUUUUGGACUGAGGUAACUGAUGCAGUAGCACACAUCUACUCAGUUUCUGUUUUAUUUGUAAUAAUUUUCCUUAGUAAUAAGAUGAAGCAAGUGGAACAUGCUUUCUAAGUUACAAGCUUUCUAAAGAAAUGCUUUGUUUGCUUGAAAUCAAUUGGUGAAUGAAACAGUGUAAAUCUGGUUGGAGUUGGGGCACUCUCCCUCUGUGAUGGGUGUGAACUACCUUAUAAGGUAUGCUUUUAGGGGUUCAAGGUUUAAACAGGGUACACAAUUUGACCAUUAAGCUUUAUAGGGUAUCUUUUUGGACCAGAAACCUUGAACAGUGUGGGAACAUGGCAUAAUCCAGUCUAACUACUUGGUACUAAAUGAAAUUGCUUGUAAUUCUUAUGUUAAAUUUUCUGCUUUUCGGAGUUUUCAAAAGUGCUUUCUAGAGGUCAGUGUGUGUUACUUUAAAUGUACACAAUUUCUCCUGAUCAAAACGGUUGUAGAAUGAACAGGUUU
Pocillopora meandrina is the source of this 8579-nucleotide messenger RNA. The record is from the annotation of a GenBank genome assembly. Lineage: Eukaryota; Metazoa; Cnidaria; Anthozoa; Scleractinia; Pocilloporidae.